AUGAAGCUUUAUCCUCGAACUUCUUCAGGACUCUUUUCUCUCCAAUCUCUUCUCAAAAGUGGCUUCUCUCCAACGUUAAACUCUAUCGACAGAUUUCUUCGAUAUCUCUACCGUCUUCAGAAGUUUAAUUGCAUUCUUCAAUUCUACUCUCAGCUAGAUUCGAAGCAAAUCAACAUCAAUCACCGGAUUUACUCAAUCGUUUCAUGGGCAUUUCUCAAUUUGAAUCGAUACGAAGACGCAGAGAAGUUUAUCAACAUCCAUAUUUCAAAAGCUUCGAUUUUUCCCAGGACCCAUAUGUUAGAUUCUCUAAUUCAUGGAUUUAGCAUCACACGUGAUGAUCCAAGUAAGGGUCUUCUGAUUCUCCGAGAUUGUUUACGGAAUCACGGUGCGUUUCCUUCUUCCUUAACGUUCUGUUCACUGAUUUAUCGGUUCGUUGAGAAAGGAGAGAUGGAUAAUGCUAUUGAGGUUUUAGAGAUGAUGACGAACAAGAAUGUAAAUUACCCAUUUGAUAAUUUCGUAUGUAGUGCUGUGAUUUCUGGGUUUUGUAAGAUUGGUAAACCGGAACUUGCGUUAGGGUUUUUCGAAAGUGCUGUCGAUUCAGGUGUUCUAGUGCCGAACCUUGUAACUUAUACUACGCUUGUGAGUGCUCUUUGUCAGUUAGGUAAGGUUGAUGAAGUUAGGGAUUUAGUUAGGAGAUUGGAAGAUGAAGGAUUUGAGUUUGACUGUGUGUUCUAUAGUAAUUGGAUUCAUGGGUACUUUAAGGGAGGUGCAUUGGUGGAUGCACUUAUGCAGGACAGGGAAAUGGUGGAGAAGGGAAUGAAUCGAGACGUUGUUAGCUAUUCGAUACUAAUAGAUGGGUUGUCGAAGGAGGGGAAUGUUGAAGAAGCGUUGGGGUUAUUAGGGAAGAUGAUAAAGGAAGGAGUAGAGCCGAAUUUGAUUACUUAUACAGCUAUUAUUAGGGGACUCUGCAAAAUGGGUAAACUUGAAGAGGCAUUUGUGUUGUUCAAUAGAAUUCUAAGUGUUGGAAUCGAAGUGGAUGAGUUUCUGUAUGUGACUUUGAUAGAUGGAAUUUGUAGGAAAGGGAAUUUGAAUCGAGCUUUCUCUAUGUUGGGGGAUAUGGAGCAGAGAGGGAUACAACCAAGCAUUCUUACGUAUAACACUGUGAUUAAUGGACUUUGCAUGGCAGGGAGAGUGUCGGAGGCAGAUGAAGUUUCAAAAGGAGUUGUGGGAGAUGUCAUUACUUAUAGUACUUUAUUGGAUAGUUAUAUAAAGGUGCAGAAUAUUGAUGCUGUAUUAGAGAUUAGGCGUAGAUUUUUAGAAGCUAAAAUCCCUAUGGACUUGGUUAUGUGCAACAUUCUCCUGAAAGCAUUUCUAUUGAUGGGUGCAUAUGGAGAAGCUGAUGCACUUUACAGGGCAAUGCCAGAAAUGGAUCUGACUCCAGAUACAGCCACAUACGCAACGAUGAUUAAGGGGUAUUGCAAAACGGGUCAAAUCGAAGAGGCACUUGAGAUGUUUAAUGAGUUGAGGAAAAGCUCAGUUUCUGCAGCUGUAUGUUAUAAUCGCAUUAUUGAUGCACUCUGCAAAAAAGGGAUGCUGGACACAGCCACAGAAGUUCUUAUCGAGCUGUGGGAGAAAGGUUUAUAUUUGGACAUCCAUACAUCUCGGACCUUGUUACAUUCAAUCCAUGCUAACGGAGGUGACAAAGGAAUACUCGGUUUGGUUUAUGGACUGGAACAGUUGAAUUCAGAUGUUUGUCUUGGGAUGCUCAAUGAUGCUAUCUUACUUUUAUGCAAGAGAGGUUCUUUCGAGGCAGCGAUUGAAGUUUAUAUGAUUAUGAGGAGAAAAGGUUUAACUGUUACUUUCCCUUCUACAAUUCUAAAAACACUAGUGGACAAUCUCAGAUCAUUGGAUGCUUAUCUACUCGUUGUUAAUGCUGGAGAAACUACUCUGUCUUCAAUGGAUGUGAUCGAUUACACAAUCAUCAUCAAUGGUCUCUGCAAGGAAGGAUUUCUAGUAAAGGCCUUAAAUUUGUGCAGUUUUGCCAAAAGCAGAGGUGUCACUCUCAAUACCAUAACAUAUAAUUCACUCAUAAAUGGACUUUGCCAGCAAGGUUGUCUUGUAGAAGCUCUCCGUCUAUUUGAUUCGCUUGAGAAUAUUGGUUUAGUCCCAUCUGAGGUCACCUACGGCAUUUUGAUUGACAAUUUAUGCAAAGAAGGGUUGUUUCUUGAUGCUGAGAAACUAUUGGACAGUAUGGUAUCUAAGGGACUUGUGCCAAACAUUAUCAUUUAUAAUUCGAUAGUUGACGGGUACUGCAAGCUGGGGCAAACAGAGGACGCCAUGAGAGUUGUAUCACGGAAAAUGAUGGGAAGGGUAACACCAGAUGCAUUCACGGUCAGUUCUAUGAUCAAAGGUUACUGUAAAAAAGGUGACAUGGAAGAAGCUCUCAGUGUGUUUACAGAGUUCAAGGAUAAAAAUAUCUCUGCCGAUUUCUUUGGUUUUCUGUUUCUGAUCAAAGGCUUCUGCACGAAAGGGCGAAUGGAAGAAGCAAGGGGCCUCUUGAGAGAAAUGCUUGUUUCAGAAUCUGUUGUUAAGCUGAUUAACAGAGUUGAUGCGGAAUUAGCUGAAUCUGAAUCGAUCAGAGGCUUCCUCGUCGAGCUGUGCGAACAAGGAAGGGUCCCUCAGGCUAUCAAAAUCCUAGAUGAGAUAAGUUCAACAAUCUAUCCGUCUGGUAAAAACCUGGGUUCUUACCAAAGGUUGCAGUUCUUGAAUGAUGUGAAUGAAGAAGAGAUAAAGAAGAAAGACUAUGUUCAUGAUUUUCAUAGCCUGCACUCAACUGUUAGCUCACUCUGCACCAGUGGGAAGCUGGAGCAAGCUAAUGAGUUCGUUAUGUCUGUGCUCUCUUGUAUGCCUAGAUAGGUCAGUAUGUUUACUUGACUUCUCAAGUCACCAAAAGCCAACCGGAAAUAAUCAGAGUUAUUCGAAUUGGAUUAUCCAUGUGGUUAGACAUUUAAUGGGUUCAUUCAUCGAAUUGGAAUACUCUUGGCAGUUGAUUAGCAGCUUUUCUGUAAGAUAAACUGGAACCUCUACUACAGAGAAUCAGCAGAAUCAGAGAGGAACAACUAUAGGAGCUCGAGGAACCGUAGGCUGUAGAGGAACACAGUCCCAGUCCUUACCAGUUCGAGCUACAGAGAAAUGUUUUGGAAUCCAUGAUUGUCCAGAAGCCUUUCUUUUCCUCAAAGACUCCCUCUGCUUCUCCUCCACAUCUCUCUUGGCUUCUCUUGCUUUCUCCCAGUUGUUCGUCACGAUUCCUUCACUCACCUCACCCCACACCACCGCCGACUCGCUCUCACUCACCUCCUGCAAACCAGAAAUAACUGAAUUACGAAUAUCGAACAAAACAAAUAAUCUCCCGAGAAAGUUUAUAACAGUAACCUGCAGGUUCUCGACAAUGGGAGUUUUGAGCUUUGCAAUGUUUUCACUCGCUUUGUAUAUAACCUCAAGCUGUCCAGUCUUUGUAUUUUUCGCGGUAACAGUUCUGAAAUGCAUUACCUCACUGUAAAUUAUAUGUUCAACUGC
Arabidopsis thaliana (thale cress) is the source of this 3576-nucleotide messenger RNA. RefSeq names its product Pentatricopeptide repeat (PPR) superfamily protein. The record is from RefSeq and is marked reviewed. Gene Ontology annotation, cellular component: mitochondrion. Bases 1 to 2916 code for a protein of 971 amino acids. Lineage: Eukaryota; Viridiplantae; Streptophyta; Magnoliopsida; Brassicales; Brassicaceae. The transcript is spliced from 2 exons.